AUGUCAACGAAUGCUAUUCAGAUUGUAUUUACACUCAUAUUAUUCCUUUUGAAAAAAUCCUUCCAAUUUAAAAAUAUUAAGACUGUUUAAAGUGAAAAUUGUUGAAUUAUAACAUAGUGAUUAGUCUUAGUUGAGAACCUAAAGGCUUAGUUAUUCAAUAAUGAUUAAAAUAACAUUUUAAAGUCUAUAUUCAAAAUAUACGAUAAACAAAAUUAAAAAAUUUAUUAAGAAAUGGAGUAGUAAGAGUUAUUUUUCUAAAAAUUUUUGAAAGACAAUAUUUCUUAAUAAUGCAUCUUGGUAAGAUAUAAAUAUUUUAGUUGACAUUUUAGAAUGUAUUAAUCUAAAUACUCAUCUUAAAAUUAAAGAAUAAAAAUUAUUAACACUUCAAAAACUCAAUAAAAAUUUAUCAAAGCUAAAUCUCUGAAUUUGAUAAAAGUUUAUAAAAUUUCAGCAUUAAAUAGUAUUAUACAAUUCAGAUGGUUAGUAAAAAAUUGAUUAAAUAUUAGAGAAUAAAGUUUAGAAAAAUUAAAACAAGAUUAUGAAUAAAAUUUCACUUUAAAUGGAAAGAUGGAAUUUUCAAAGAAAUUGGAUAGUACAGAAAUAAAAACAGAUUAUACAAAACAAAAUUCAAGAUUGAAGAUAAAUUUAAUGGAGAAAUAAAAUAUAUACUUAAUUGGAAGUAGAACAAUGUUAUAGAUUAGUGAAUAUUUAUUUAUGAUCAUAAAUAAAUAAAAAAAAUGA
This is a messenger RNA of Paramecium primaurelia, 741 nucleotides long. NCBI's taxonomy places the organism in Eukaryota, Ciliophora, Oligohymenophorea, Peniculida, Parameciidae. The record is from the annotation of a GenBank genome assembly.